AUGUCCGCUGACUUCGCAGACGCGAACCUGGCGCAGAUACGCGACACUAUCAAUAGCCUCCAAGCUCCCAUCCCAGACCUGUCUACCCUCCUCUCACUCCUAGCCGCGCCGCUCGCGAGCAUUGGGCUUCUACCCCCACGGUUCAGGCAUAUCGAUGUCUUUCCAAUACGCGGUGAAACGCUCAACAUUUCGCGACAUAUUCCGCUUUUACAAAGAGCUCUACUGGAGCAUGUCAUCCCAACCUGGGAGCCUCUCCUUGCGCAGGAAUCCGCGUAUGAAUUGGUUGAGCAGUACUUCUGUCCAGACGCGAUGUCUUUCGCGUCUCCAGCGGCAAGCCAGAUCGCCCUAUAUGCCUAUUCUACGUUGUUGUCAGUUCCUCUGCAGAAUUAUUCUGUAGGUUUGCUCGCCAAGUUAUGCAAAGCUUAUCCCAUCGACGUCCUCCAUUCUGUUCUGUUCCCUGUCGGCGGUACACCUGCUCUCACUGGGAGGCAUUCCGUCACCUGGGAGGAUUGUGUUCGUGAUAUCAUAGCCGUACCUGCUAAGGUCACGAACUAUAUGGGUACCCGACGCGAUUUGCCGUCUGUUCUGGAACCCGGAGUAUAUUACACCAACGUGAGUGUCCGCACGGAAAACCUGAUAUUCAGCUCUUGUACUGUACGGUCUCAAGAACGAAAAGCAUCCGUUGCCUAUCUCAUUGGCAAAUUGGUCAACGUUGGGGUGUUUCCGCCUUCCGUUCCCAUGAGCCCCGCCCAGCCCUCCUUCUUUCAGAGUGUCAUGCCCACCAUCCGUGCUCGUCUUGGGACGGCCGACGCUCUGGAUUAUUCAAGAUUCUGGGCGGAUCUACUUGUGUCCCUACCUACCUCCCACGCCCUGAGGUCGGUGCUGACAUCCCUGUUCUCGUCUGUGAGGACUUGCAGUGCCGCUUUUGAUCCUGCCCCACGGACAAGGGCAUCAGUCAAGCGGGAAGCGCAUUUACUCAGACAAUUGCUCGGUCCCCUGACAAAGGAGAAUACCGAGCUCUCUGACUGCUUCAGCGCAGUCGCUCUGGGCCGCACAUGGGGAGAGGGUCAUGCCAGAAUCUUCGCUUGCUGGGCUGCCGGUGCUCAGAAGGGGUCAAGGACAAGGGAAGGAUUGGACGUCCUCUUGGCGAAGGUCAUCGACUUGUGGACUGAUACCGACCAUGUCAGACAUUCACUUCUUUCACAGCAUCAAUACCUCACAGCACUGCUGCUUCUCACCGUCAAUCACUUUCCUGCGCUAUCCCCCGCCCAUGAGCUGGUCAUGUCGCCACAAUUCGUCCAAUCAAUCUCCUUGUACAUCUCACACCUUGAUCCUUCGGUGCGUAGAUGCGGGAUGCUGGUAGCCGAAGAAGUGGCUCGUGCGGCGGGCAAGAAGCUCGACUUCGGCGAAUGGGAAGGGGACGGACAGGGUAGCGCCUGGUGCAGACAGCUGAGAGAAGUACUCAGGCAGAGCGAUGCGGACGCAGAUGAAGUUCUGGCAGAGGAUCUGGACGCUGAGAACUCGUCGAAAACCCGACAUAUCAGGGUACCAGAGGUAGAAGAAUCGGCCCCAAGCAACGUCGCCAUUGAGGUUCCGGCUUCAGGGUAUGACUCCGAUGACUCUCUCACAGGAUACGCAUCCCCUGCGUCUUCACGCUCCGCCUCCCCAACACCUUCCGAGUUGGCUGAGAUCGAGAAAGAUCCUACGCUAAACGUUGGCAUCAAGAAAGUAUCUCGCCCUGUGUACCUAGCGCAGCUUGGCGAGAUGGUUCGACCUACAAGCGGAGUACAAACAGACGACGAGCAAAACACGGUAGCAAAAGUGGAGGUAGCGCUCGAUGUAGCCGAAGAGCUUAUCAGAAGGAAGAGUGGUUACGGCACAGAAUUGGAGGAAAACGCGGUCAACCUCGUGUAUGGCUUCAUCGGCUUGCAGGACAAUUACGACUUAGGUGGUUUCGAUCAUAAGCGACAAGCAGCCUUGAAUGCGCUUGUCGCCUGCUGCCCUCGAAAGGCUGCGCCCACGAUCAUCGAGCAAUUUUUCACGAACCAGUACUCUACAGACCAGCGGUUCACUAUGCUCAAUGCGCUGGCCCUUGGUGCGCAGGAACUAGCCUCUCUUCCCAUCCCAGAACUAUCCGGCCGGCAACCCCUUACGGCGGAGAAAACCGCGUUCCCAAGCAAAAGACUCCCACCCGCCCUUCACAACAAGUAUCUUACUUCCAGCGAUCAAUUGAACGCCAACAAUCCUGUCCAGCUCCUUCUCGACGGGAUAAGCCAGGUCGCAAUCGAAAAGAGCAAAGAUGCCACGGCGGACAAGGUACCAGAGCUCGUCCGUGAACGCCACCUCCGCGUCCGUGGAUCACCCAGAAUUGCUGAAGUCUCUCCUCCGUCGUCAUCCUCUGCAAGGAGCGCACUCAGGCGGGCAAUUGCGAACACUGGUUCUACACAUCCUAAGCUCACAACCUUCACGGAUGUCGCCGCCGAGUUCUUCAUCUGCCCUCUGAUUAACCGCUUCUGGCUCUUCCUCCGAGACGAGCAAGCGCGCGAAGACCGUACCGCACACCAGCCCCUCUUGCACAGGUAUCGGGGAGCGGGGACGGGACUGGUGCUUUCCUCGCUUGUUCUCGGGCGCAUGAUGGAGACUAUUGCAGUCCUCGUCCAUGCAGCACGCAAUGCUCGCGAGUGGCUGGCGGUCAUUGCACCCGAUGCAUUGGAGCUUGCGAUCACGCUCGGUACACGCCCUGUUUCGCGCGGAGAGGGCAUGGACGACGGCGUCGAUCCGGACCAACAUGGGAAGUCGGGCCUCCCAGGAGAGAAGAAGAGCAACAAGGAAGCUGCCCUCCUCACAGCAGCCUUGGAGCUCGCCCUCAUUGUCUUGGACGGCUGCCUCGAUCUAGACGGUGGACGUUCGCUCGGCCUUGAACAUACUGCGCUUCUCGUUGGGUCAGGCGAGUGGGCCAACAAGGUCUUCGGUAGCUUGGAGGAGGGUGCGAGGGUUCUCGGAGGAGGCGGAGCGCAGGAAGUCCGUCUGCGUCGCGCCGCAGCUGCAGUUCUACUCAAAUUGGACGAGCUGACGUCCAGAUGGAGGCGGUCAAUGAUAGACGUGGUGUAGCAUUUACAGUUCAUGUUGGAAGCCUCAAACUCAGAUACGUACAAUUCACAUACGGUCCGCGAGCUUGCUACGAUAUGCAAUCCGUAGGCCCGUUCCUCCGCGUUGUUAGCCCUAGUUGACGAUACUCAAUCAGUCCC
Dichomitus squalens LYAD-421 SS1 is the source of this 3248-nucleotide messenger RNA. RefSeq lists its product as uncharacterized. Gene Ontology annotation, cellular component: cytosol. Gene Ontology annotation, biological process: protein stabilization; telomere maintenance via telomerase. The transcript is spliced from 6 exons. Gene Ontology annotation, molecular function: telomeric repeat DNA binding; Hsp90 protein binding. Bases 1 to 3111 code for a protein of 1036 amino acids. Lineage: Eukaryota; Fungi; Basidiomycota; Agaricomycetes; Polyporales; Polyporaceae. The record is from RefSeq and is a predicted model, not a curated record.